UUUUUCGUUUUGUUUUUUUUUUAUUUUGGUAAUUUUUUUCAAAAUCAAAUCGAGUUAAUUUGAGCAAAAUUAUUGCAAAUGAAAACCUAUGGCUACCUUGGGGAAAUCUAAAGAAUGGUCACGUGCCAUUAUCUGCAGGCCAAAAGAUAAUCUAACAACAGAGGCGGGCUUGAGAGCACAAAAAUAUACCAUGGUGCCUACCAUCGAGAAAGAAGAAUCGUGUCCUUCAAUGGCGAUGAUCAUCGGUAACGAAUAUGCCAGAAUGUGGCUAAAGGACCGUGAUGAAUUUCAGGCGAAAACCGAUCUGAAUCGCAAGAAAAAGGUUAUUAAGAAUGAUUUUGACUGGUGGCUCAAGUUGCGCAAAACCACCAAAUGUUUCUGCCCCAUCUGAGAUUUGAAAUCAAAAAGCUUCGCGCUUCUUAUGCACAUUUCGCGAAUUGCAUGCAAAAGUUUUGAAUAGCUUUUGUGUUUUAGCAAAGACACAAACCGUAAGCUUUUUGGCACAUUGUAAGUUCAAUUUAUGGCUGGCCGCGUUUUAAUGCGCAAUUUCCUCUAUAAACAGCAAAUGCAUAGGAAUUGUUUAUGCACAUAAAUUGUGAAGUUAAUCAAAUGCAUUUAAUUAAGCACUUAAUAGAAAA
Molecule: messenger RNA, 638 nt
Organism: Drosophila sulfurigaster albostrigata
Lineage: Eukaryota; Metazoa; Arthropoda; Insecta; Diptera; Drosophilidae
Exons: 2
Coding region: 89-391 (100 amino acids)
Source: RefSeq, a predicted model, not a curated record